Molecule: messenger RNA, 1707 nt
Organism: Sphenostylis stenocarpa
Lineage: Eukaryota; Viridiplantae; Streptophyta; Magnoliopsida; Fabales; Fabaceae
Source: the annotation of a GenBank genome assembly
AUGGAUACGCUCAAGGGUGGUUCGCUUGGAACUUGGAAGCAGAAGACUUGGUGGAAAAAUAUGCGAAUCUUAGCAGGUUUGGAUGAACUCAGAAUCCUGAACCUUUCCCAUAAUUUCUUCACUGGCUCUCUUCCAGACAACUUGUUUCAUCUUCAAAACUUGGAGGUGAUGGACUUCAGCAAUAAUCAUUUACAAGGCUCUAUAAAUACUGUUGUCUGUUCCACUUUUACACAGCUCCGAAUAUUUAAACUAUCUCAUAACUCCUUUUCUGGUAAGGUUCCAGGAAAUUUAGGUAAGUGUUCCUCUUUGCAGCAUCUGUCCAUUGAUGGAAAUGAUUUGUCAGGAACCCUUCCAGAGAGCAUCUUUCAGGUGCAAAAUUUGAGUGUACUGCACUUACAGGCUAAUAAGUUAUUUGGGCCACUGAGUAAGGGACUUGGUAAGCUUUCAAACCUAGUGGAAUUUGACAUCUCCAAUAAUGGAUUUUCUGGAACUCUUCCUAAUGUCUUUGGGAGCCUCACAAGGCUUCAGAUUUUCUAUGCUGACUCAAAUAGAUUCUCGGGUCAGUUGCCUGCAUCACUGGAGAAUUCGGCAUCCCUUGAAAUGCUUAUUUUGAGAAACAACUCUUUGGGUGGUUCAAUUAAUUUCAAUUGUUCUGCAAUGAAAAAACUAACAACAAUUAAUCUUGGUUAUACUAAAUUUAGUUGUCCAACCCCUGGUAGUCUAUCUAAUUGUUUAAGAUUGGAAGCAAUUAAUCAUGCUGGUUUGCAUUUCAAUUGUAGGAUUUCUGUUAAUUUCAAGAAUCAUCAGUCCCUAACCCAACUCUUACUUUCAAAUGCCAACAUGCAUAAUUUGCCAGCAACACUAGAGGAUUUAAGUCACUGCAGGAACUUAAGUACGCUAGUCCUUGCAAACAACUUCCACAACGAAGAAAUGCGACAACUAAAUGGUCAAAAUCCAGAGUUCAGUAAUCUCAAAGUUUUUGUCCUAGCCAACAGUCAAAUCACAGGUUCAAUUCCGAAAUGGUUAAGUGCAUGCAAGAUGCUUCAGAUGCUGGAUCUGUCAAUGAAUCAUCUCACUGGAAGCAUUCCCUCGUGGAUUGGCAAAUUUAACAGCCUCUAUUACUUGGACUUGUCAAAUAACUCUUUCACUGGCAACAUACCACAGAGCUUUACAAUGUUCAUGAACCUCCAGCAGAAGAACUCUUCACUGGAAGCAACUCUUUCUGCCUUUCCCUUGUACCUCCUAGGCACUGGCGCUUCAAAGAGACUGAAGUACGAAAAGCUUUCAAAUUUAAGACCAUCCUUAUUGCUCAGUUACAACAAACUAGAAGGACCAAUAUGGGCAGGAAUGAAAAUGUUGGAGAUUUUGGAUCUGUCUCACAACAAACUCUCAGGAGAAAUACCAGAAUCAUUAACUGGAUUGAGUUUCUUAUCCUCAUUUGAUGUGUCUCAUAAUGAGUUGCAUGGUGAAAUCCCCACAAAGGGACAGUUCAACACCUUCCCAACCACAAGCUUUGAAGGAAAUAAGGGUCUCUAUUAUGGUCACACCACUUCAGGAGGCUCUGUGCCUUCUCCACCAGAUGAGACUGGUGCUCAGCCCAAUCACCAGAAGUUGCAUAUCAUUGGUUUUCCAUUUUGGUUUGGUGCUCUUGCUGGUUUUCUGAUAAUCAUUGCAAUAUGUUUCGCCUCUGGAUGGAUAUUCUCAUAA